AUGAAGACCAUCACUACUUCCCUCGUCCUUCUCCAGGCCCUCGCCGUUCAGGGGGUUCGUAUCAUCCAGUCCAACGACGACGGCUGGGCAGAGUCUUAUAUCCGCACCUUCAACGAUGCCCUCAUCGACGCCGGUCACGAUGUUCUCCUCUCUGCUCCCGCUGAUAACCAAUCUGGCAAGGGCUCCCUAGACUCUGACCCUUCGAACCGCACCGAACCUUGCGAAUACGACAGCUGCCCCGCCAACUCGGGUCCGUACGGCUCCGACCCGUCCCGCGCCGACCUGAACUGGGUGAACUCGUACCCGGCCACGUCGAUGCGCUACGGCCUCGACGUCUUCGCCCCCGAGGUCUGGGGAAGCGGGGUGAAGCCCGACAUCGCCGUGACGGGACCCAACGUCGGCUCCAACCUGUGGGUCCAGGUCCCCUUCUCCGGGACCGUCGGGUCGGCCUGCUACGCCGUCGAGGAGGCCGGCAUCCCCGCCAUCGCCUUCUCCGGCCUGUCGAGCGGCAACGUCGCCUUUGACGCCACGCCCGUGCCCGAGCGCAGCCUCGUCUACGCCGAGCUGGCCGCGACCCUGACCGAGGCCGUCAUCGCGUCGGGAAAGCCCUACCUCCCCGACGGCGUCUUCCUCAACGUCAACUUCCCCAAGGUAGAGGGCGGCUGCACCGCCGCCUCCGACUUCAGCUGGGUUCUCAGCCGCAUCAACCCCGGCUUCGCCUCGCCGGAGGACGUCGACUGGUGCGGCUCUACCCGUCUGCCCACCGAGACCCACGUCACCGGCCAGGAUGGCUGCUACAUCUCUGUCAGCGUCGGCGACGCCUCCGACAAGACUACCGUCAACGAUGAUCGCCAGGCUACCGUCCUGGAGAAGCUCAAGGACCUGCUCGUCUGCCUUCCUUAG
Molecule: messenger RNA, 903 nt
Organism: Geosmithia morbida
Lineage: Eukaryota; Fungi; Ascomycota; Sordariomycetes; Hypocreales; Bionectriaceae
Product: Survival protein SurE
Exons: 2
Coding region: 1-903 (300 amino acids)
Molecular function (GO): nucleotidase activity
Source: RefSeq, a predicted model, not a curated record